AUGAUUCUGUCAUUAGUUUUACUGAUCUCUUUGAAUAUCGAUUUAUCAAAACAAAUUCCAACCGAAAUAAGUGUUCAGUCUAAUGAGAAUUCGGAUUGUGUAAUGAAAACGAUAAAGAGAAUACAACAAUUAAUUAUUCAGUCUUCUGGACAAAAUCAAACUAUCACUAGGUCAAUAUUAGAAACAGAUAACUUAGAACAAAAAUUACAUUCCCUUAUAGCUACAGUUAUUGGUAUUAUUGAUGAGCAAAUCAAUGGACCGCAUUCUCCAUGA
Molecule: messenger RNA, 273 nt
Organism: Schistosoma margrebowiei
Lineage: Eukaryota; Metazoa; Platyhelminthes; Trematoda; Strigeidida; Schistosomatidae
Source: the annotation of a GenBank genome assembly